Messenger RNA from Pipra filicauda (Wire-tailed manakin), 3675 nucleotides. RefSeq names its product cell division cycle associated 2 (gene CDCA2). Gene Ontology annotation, cellular component: chromosome; nucleus. Bases 229 to 3438 code for a protein of 1069 amino acids. Gene Ontology annotation, biological process: regulation of mitotic nuclear division; regulation of chromosome segregation. NCBI's taxonomy places the organism in Eukaryota, Metazoa, Chordata, Aves, Passeriformes, Pipridae. The record is from RefSeq and is a predicted model, not a curated record. The transcript has 15 exons.
CGCGUCACGUGGCGCGGCCCGUUGAAUGAAUUUAUUGAAUGCAUUAUUUCCCCCCCCCCUCAAGCGGUGUUGCGACUCAACGGCCCGUGAUCCCUCCGCCAGCAAAAGAGUCCCCCCGGUCCACGCCGAGCCCUGCGGACCCCUCGAGGGAGACGCGGCGGCGCAGGAGGAAUCUGUGAUUACAGGAGCGAAGGCUGAGUGAAUGUUUCUUAAAAUAAAUCCCAAACAAUGCACAGACAACCCAAGAGUCCCCUGAAAGUUAAAGAAAAUGAGGGUGGCUGUCUCGAAGAGAAAGAUGAGGCCUCUUUCCCUCUGCCAAAAGACCAGAAGAUCUGCAAAGGGACGAAAUUCAGAGUCAUCAGAGCGUCCAAGAAGGAGAAUUUGAGCGAUGGGAACCAGGCCUGGUCACCCAAACGUGCCCUGAAAUCCCCCAAAGGCCUCGGGGAGGAAUUGUCCCCCCCCGAGGGGGAUCCCGGGAGCUGCCCCUUCCCUGGGGGCUGUUGUGGUGCCCUCCAAGGGGGUGUGGGCAGUGAACCCACCUUGCCUUUGAACAGGAAGGAGAGUUUGCCAGGCAGCAGGUCUGGUUCCUUGGGGAGUGAUUCCUGCUCCACUCCUGAGUGGGACAGAGCUGAAGGAAAACCUGAUUUGGGGACAUCUGAAGAGCUGAGGGAAAAACCCGUUGAUUUUGCUACUGUGACAAUUACUGAGUUUGGGAUUGCUCCAGAAAGUUUCACUAAACGAUGUAAAGCUCUGCUCUUGUCCCCCCUGGCAGGGAAUUCUCCCACCUCGCUGAAGUUUCGGCGCCGAUCGACCAUCGGCUUGCGGGGCUCCCCGGAGAACAACUCCCUCAUCCGCUACCUGGCCCAGCACAGGAGCAAGAGGCAAAAAGAACCUUUCACACAGAUUAGUCCUUUUAAACAUGUGAGUGUCAGGUCAUUGAAGGACAAGAUUGAAACCUUUCAAACAUCUUUUGAAUCCCUCCAAGAAGCUGAAGGGGAAACUGGACUCUCUGGGCUGUCCCACGGGGAUGAUUCUCAGGAAGGAGGCUCUUCUCAGAACAAAGUGCCUUUUAAAAAGGAGCCAAACCUGGAGCAGUGGAGUGAAAAGUUCCUGUUGGACAACAGUGGAGCUGAUUUGAAAGAGAAUUUUUGCAGGGAAAAUGUGACCAGGAGCAGUAAAUGUGACCCCAGGAUCUGCAGCAUCUUGUCUCCAAACCCAGCUGUGACUGAACCUGCUGCUCUACAGGAAUGGGUUUAUGGGCAAAAAAAUCCUUCUGAGUCCUUGGAGACUGUUACAAUUGGAGAUACCUUGGAAAGAGGCCAUGUUUUCAGGUCUGAGCCCACCCCUGCAGACACCAGAAGUGAUGUUCUCUCGGAUCCGAGCAGGAAGAAGGUUGGUUUUGUGGCAGGCCUGAGCCUGGGAAUGUUGGAGGAAAGCAAAGCCCUCGUCACCCCCCCUGCCACCCCCCGACAAGCAGGCACCGUUCCCUUCAGUGACCUCACCCAGAGCGGCUCCCUGAGGUCCAUCCUGAAGAAAACCCCCAUGAGGCAACUCCUGGGCAGCCCAAAGGAAUACUUGAACGAUGCAGCUGGCAGAGGAGGAGGUGAACCUGUCCCAGUCUCCUACUGUGAAAAAACCUUUGAAGCAUCAGAAACAGCAGAGAACACUGAAAAUCUCGACUUCAAAACGCCCAAGAAGAAAAAAGUGACUUUUGGAGAAGUUCUGAGCCCUGAAAUAUUCGACCAAACCUUGCCUGCAAACACCCCCCUGCGCAGAGGAGCCUCCCCAGGCCUGAGCUCCAGCCCUUCCCCAAGGCCAGGCUUAACUGCAGAACCUUUCCCCAGGCUGGAGUUUGACUGGGAUGAUGAAUGUGUUGAACCUCCCCAAGAUUUCCUGGAGACUUCCUUUGCUGCAGAAGACCCUCCACCUGUUGAAAAUGCAGAAGCACCAACUGACAAAGCUGACGUGGUAAAAACUCGUUCUUCUGCUAAAAGGAAGCACAGGGCUGAGUCAGAGCAGGCUGAUGGCAAACCCUCAGGAGCCACCACCACCAGGAAUGCUGAAGGCACUAAAAAUCCAAGGAAGAACAAGAUCCCACGCCAGAAGAAUCCAACCACAUCUGCUCCCAAAAAACCACAGAGAUCAAGACAGACAAACUACGGGAAAAGAAGAAAGAGAAAAGUGAAAAAAUCUUUAUAUGGGGAAAGAGAGAUGGCUUCUAAGAAACCCCUUCUCAGCCCUAUCCCUGAAAUUCCAGAGGAUUUCUCUUCUGUCUCAUCUCCAGACUCACCAAAGGCAGAGGGGCUUUUUUCAGAGGAUGCAGCUGCAGAUAACCCUAAAUCCUGGAAUGCCUGUGAGGGUGUCCAGGAGAAGGUGGUGGUUGAAGGGGUGAGAGGGAAGAGCAUCAUCCCUGCAGUGGAUGUGGAUCCAAGCUCCGAGGACCUGGAUGUGGAUCCAAGCUCCGAGGACCUGGAUGUGGAUCCAAGCUCUGAGGACCUGGAUGUGGAUCCAAGCUCCGAGGACCUGGAUGUGGAUCCAAGCUCCGAGGACCUGGAUGUGGCAGCUCCCGGCAGCUCCGGGGAUGGGGCCCCUCAGGUGUCCCAGGGGGACCUGGAGGCUCCUUCUGGCACUGAGCAGGAGGUUUCAAACGUUGUGCCAGAUGCAGAGGGUGGUUUUGAUACAUCUGAGGGUUUCCAGCAAGGUGAAGAUGAAGCAAAGGAGAGUAGUUCCUUGACAGAAAAUGAGCAACUACAAGGAAGUCUCCUGGGAUUUCUGGAACAACAGGCCACUGAUGUACACGAGGGUGCCCAGGGAACUCAGUGCCCUCAGACAGGUUCUGUAAGUGGUAGCCCAGCAAGAGGAAGAAGAAGAAGAAGCAGCAGUGCCAUCUACUUUCCUCCUGUUGAAAACUUGGAAAUGACUGGAAUUGACCUCCCAGUGUCAUCUUAUAACGUGGAAGAAGUUUUGUGUGUUCCCAAAAGCUCCCUCCAGCCUUCCCGAAGGAAGGGCAGCGCCAGCGGCGAGACCAGAGUGCGGCGCAGCAUGAGGCUCAGGAGAGAGGCAGGAACUGAGGGACUGGCAUGGAUUCAGCUCCCCAGGGAGCUCCCAGAGCAGCCUCCCCUGCCAGCUCCCGCUCCCAAAUCCAGGAGGAGAGUCAGCACAUCCAUCCUGGCGGGGUCUGAGAACGUUCAGCCCCGAGAGCAGAGCCCCGGCCUGUUCCCAGCCCUGGGGAAGGAGAACGAGAACUCUGCUCGUUGUGCCCACGGGCCUGGCAGGAGGAGGAGGAGAAGUGCACCCACACCUCCAGAAACUCCUUGGGCUCAAACCCAGAAAAGGAGAAUCACAAAUUCUGUAAAUAAGGACAGAAAUAACACCAAACACUCGGAAGAAGCAGAAAAACCUCCCGAGGACACUCAGCGAGGUUUCAGCUGUCUCUGAUUUUCUGAAGUGAAGAUGAAUAUUAGAGUCUUAUGUUCUGUCUCAAGUGCUGUUUUCUCCUCUCUUCCACUUUUAUUCCCUUAUUAAUUUUCUGGAUAACUUAGAGCUAAUUUUCCAUGUCUUGAUGCCUAAAAUGCUUGAAGAUCAGACCUGUGGGGAAGACUGGCUUGGCUCAGGGGGUUGGUCUGGUACAGCUGUGGCAGGUAAUCAAGAGAAUAAAAUAUUCUUCACCCAUGA